AUGGGGGGGGUCUUCAGAGACGCUCUCGCCGAAUACUGGGAAACAUUCAACAAGAAAUGUGCAACAGGAAGUAUCAUAACAGUUCCAGUAACCCGACAUGACAUGAAAGAAACGUGGAAAUAUGUUGCUGAAGUUAUGAUUAUUGGGUAUAAAACAGUGGGUUAUUUCCCCAUCAAACUUGCAAAACCAUUCAUGAAUCAUUGUUUUGGACAUAAAACACAGGAAGACGAGCUUGUAAAGACAUUCUUGCAGUUUAUUCCGGACCACGAGAAAAAGAUCAUUGAGCAAGCUCUUACAGAUUUUCAGAGUGUUAGUGAGGAUGACGAAUUUUUGGAUAUGCUGGAUUCCCAUGAGGUGAAACCCUGCGUACGUGAGGACAACUUCAAAACAAUCUUGUCAGAAGUGGCUCAUAAAGAACUGAUCCAGGAUACUGCAUACAUAUCAGAUUGCUGGCGGGUUCCUCUCAAACAACGUUUGACACAACUACUACCAAAAGGGGGUCUGGAUGAGUUGUAUAACAAGCUAAAGCCCACACCCCACAAAGUGACAUCCAUCCUGCAGUUUGAGGAACAUCUCGAGCGAAAAGAGCAGAGCAUCUCUACUUUCUUGAAGAAAUACAUAAGGCAAUGCCCUGAGGAACGUCUUCUAAGGUUUCUUAGAUUUUGCACAGGUGCAGAUGUCCUGAUUGCAUCAUCUAUUAAGGUGAGGUUUGUAGAACCACUGAGUGACUUCUCAAGAACUCCUGUUGCACACACCUGCGGUUAUGUGCUUGAGUUUCCCAACAGCUAUGGCUCCUACUUAGAGUUGGCAGAAGAAUUAACCGAGCUCCUUGACUCAAAAGUAUGGGUAAUGGAUAUCGUAUAAAUCAGUAAGCAUGAGAUAAAGUAAAGUAGCCAUUGUAAUAAUAUAUGCAUUUAGGUUUUAUGCUCAACUCUAUUUUACUCCUUUUUUUUAAAUGCGUCAGUGUCUUCCAUCGUGUUCAUAUAAGAAGUUCUCUAAACCAUAAUGUUCAAUUCGGCACAAUUCACAGUGUGUCCAUAGUUCAUGCACAGUGCAAAUUCAUUAACAGUUUAUGUUACCAUAGUUUGACCAUUAUUACCAUUGGAACAAUCAUAGGCUGUUUAGGUCAUAGGUCAAUUUAGUGUCACAGAAAUGGAUGGAAGACACAAAUACUUUUCUCAGUUGAGAAAUAAUUAUUUUUCCUAAUUUUAUUUGAAAGCUUAUGUAUCUUUUUUUUUGUGGUUGCAUGAUAUGCACUGUGUACCAAUCUAAGUUUCCGAUCCAGCAGUCUAAGCCCCUUAUUAUUUAGAAAAAUAAAAGCUUAUAACUGAUUUGCAGGGAGUGCUCUUAUUACUGUUAUCUAAAGGUAGUUCUUCAUGAAGAAUGACUGGGAAUGGAUGAAAAACA
Messenger RNA from Asterias rubens (European starfish), 1407 nucleotides. RefSeq lists its product as uncharacterized. The transcript has 2 exons. Bases 1 to 864 code for a protein of 287 amino acids. The record is from RefSeq and is a predicted model, not a curated record. Lineage: Eukaryota; Metazoa; Echinodermata; Asteroidea; Forcipulatida; Asteriidae. Gene Ontology annotation, molecular function: ubiquitin-protein transferase activity.